UCCAGCCUCCGCCGCCUCAGCUUCCCGAGCGAGCCCUACGGCCGCCGGAGCAGCUCCCGCGGCGGAGCAGGAGCCGGAUGGUCAGAGGAGCCCGGCAGCCCCAGCAGCCGCGGAGUCGCCUGGCCCCCAGACUGACUGGCACAGUGGAGAAACCACCUCGAAAACGGAAAAGCAGGACUGAAUUUGCUCUUAAAGAAAUCAUGUCCUCUGGAGGUGCUGAAGAUGACAUCCCACAGGGAGAGAGGAAAACAGUUACAGAUUUUUGUUACCUUCUGGAUAAAUCUAAGCAACUGUUCAACGGGUUAAGAGAUUUGCCACAAUAUGGGCAGAAGCAGUGGCAGUCUUAUUUUGGAAGAACUUUUGAUGUUUACACCAAACUCUGGAAGUUCCAGCAGCAGCACCGACAAGUCUUGGAUAAUCGGUAUGGCUUGAAGCGGUGGCAAAUAGGGGAAAUUGCUUCUAAGAUUGGGCAGCUAUACUACCAUUAUUACCUGCGCACAUCUGAGACCAGCUAUCUGAAUGAGGCUUUCUCCUUCUAUUCUGCAAUCAGACAGAGAUCAUAUUAUUCUCAAGUCAAUAAAGAGGACAGACCUGAGUUGGUAGUUAAGAAGCUACGAUACUAUGCAAGAUUUAUAGUAGUUUGUCUUCUUCUCAACAAAAUGGAUGUUGUAAAGGAUCUGGUGAAGGAACUCUCGGAUGAAAUUGAAGAUUAUACUCACCGCUUUAAUACUGAAGAUCAAGUGGAAUGGAACCUGGUGCUUCAAGAAGUAGCAGCUUUCAUUGAGGCAGACCCUGUGAUGGUAUUAAAUGAUGAUAAUACCAUUGUUAUCACGUCUAAUCGCCUUGCUGAAACAGGAGCCCCAUUGCUGGAACAGGGCAUGAUUGUGGGACAGUUGUCUCUGGCUGAUGCACUCAUUAUUGGUAAUUGUAAUAACCAGGUUAAGUUCAGUGAACUAACUGUUGACAUGUUCCGGAUGUUACAAGCCCUGGAAAGGGAGCCAAUGAAUUUAGCUUCCCAGAUGAAUAAACCAGGAAUGCAGGAAUCAGCUGACAAGCCUACCAGGCGAGAAAACCCCCACAAGUACCUGCUCUACAAACCAACGUUCAGCCAACUAUACACAUUCUUAGCAGCAUCUUUUAAGGAGCUGCCUGCCAAUAGUGUGCUUCUGAUUUACCUGUCAGCCACUGGCGUUUUCCCCACAGGUCGUUCUGAUAGUGAAGGUCCUUAUGAUUUUGGAGGGGUACUUACUAAUAGUAACCGGGAUAUUAUAAAUGGAGAUGCCAUCCACAAACGAAAUCAGUCCCACAAGGAAAUGCACUGCCUUCAUCCUGGAGAUCUCUAUCCCUUCACAAGGAAGCCCCUGUUCAUCAUUGUGGAUUCGUCCAAUAGUGUUGCGUAUAAGAAUUUCACAAACUUAUUUGGACAGCCACUAGUCUGCUUGCUUUCUCCUACAGCAUAUCCAAAAGCUUUACAAGAUCAGUCUCAACGAGGUAGCCUGUUCACUCUCUUUUUGAACAAUCCUCUAAUGGCCUUCCUAUUUGUCUCUGGAUUGUCAAGCAUGCGUAGAGGCCUAUGGGAAAAGUGUCAAGAAUAUCUUCGAAAAAUCAACCGCGAUAUUGCCCAGCUACUGACCCAUUCACGUUCAAUAGAUCAGGCAUUUCUCCAGUUCUUUGGAGAUGAAUUUCUUCGCUUGCUUCUCACAAGAUUUAUCUUUUGUUCAGCCACCAUGAGGAUGCACAAGAUUUUUCGGGAAACACGAAAUUAUCCAGAAUCAUAUCCACAACUGCCAAGGGAUGAAACAGUGGAGAACCCUCACCUCCAGAAGCACAUUUUGGAAUUAGCAUCCAUUCUGGAUGUGCGAAACGUGUUCCUUGAGAAUACCAUAGACGACUAUUAA
Molecule: messenger RNA, 1898 nt
Organism: Eubalaena glacialis (North Atlantic right whale)
Lineage: Eukaryota; Metazoa; Chordata; Mammalia; Artiodactyla; Balaenidae
Gene: SCAI
Product: suppressor of cancer cell invasion
Exons: 18
Coding region: 78-1898 (606 amino acids)
Biological process (GO): DNA-templated transcription
Cellular component (GO): nucleus
Molecular function (GO): transcription corepressor activity
Source: RefSeq, a predicted model, not a curated record